AUGGACAAAGCAAUGUUGUAUAUUGCUAAAGAAGACAACUGCAGGGUCAAUGAAAUGAAUGAUGAAACCUACAGGGUCGAAUACCACGACAUAGUUCAAGAAUCCAACGAAUUAUUUCCAAAACUCGACACUCAAACGGUUGUCGAACACUUUAUUAAAAAAUACCCAAUGAUUGAAACCGAAAAAGGACCAAUCAAAUUAACUAUCCAAAACAUUCAACAUGAUAAUAUAGGUAUUUUCCGUUUAAGUCACGGAGUUCCAGACUGGCAAGUAGAAAGAUACAUUGAAUCAUUUUUCAACAACAAAAGCAAAAAGUGGAGAUCAACAUUAAAGCUGAGAGCCAAUAUACCAGUUAAAGGAGGGGAGGAUAUAGACUUUACAGUCUUGAAAAGUUGCAAAAACGAAGCAGUUAAAGGAAGUACUAAGUCAAGAUACGGGGAGACCACCGCAUCAUUCUUUAUGAUUGGUUGGUCAGGGAACCGGAUGCCAAAAAAGACAAGGUACUUUUGGAAAACCAGGAGAUUAGACCUUGCCUCUACGGCUAAAUUCUGCACCACUUGUCGUACGUUAGGUCACACAAGAUGGACAUGCACCUAUGGAAACCACUGCUUCCGUUGCAAUGAGAACUCUCACUCCACUGGUGGCCACUUUGCCUACAUGGAGGCACAAGAGGCCAAGGUAGCAAAGACCACCGGUUAUACACUCAUAUCAAAAAACAAAAAAAAGAGGAGGGUCCAGAUCCCUGGAUACCCACCAAAAAACUCACCAGCCAAUCAAGGCCAAACUAUUUCAACCAAUCAAGGGACUACUAAAAACUUACCAGCCGACCAAGGCCCAACUACUCCAGCCGAACAAGGCAAAACUACUUCAGCCGAACCUGGAAAGGUUCAAAACACAAGUGCAAUCACUGCCCCAACAGAACCUGUCUCCCAAGAUGGUGUUCAAACUCCCAGUGAAAACACUGACCCAUUUAAAACUGUUGUUACAAACUGGGUUCCAACCAUCAGGGAACACACUGAACCGGUCGUUGAAGGCCUUAACAAAAUAAACUACACCAACAACUCCACUGUCACCACACCAAAACCAGUAAAACCAUUGGAAAGUGUGUGGAUGAACGAAACCUCUAAGGAGGAUGAGGAGAUAACUAUCUUGGAAGAAAGAAAAGUCCCAAGAAUAAGAAAACCAGCACAAAACCCGGUAUCCAUGUCUUCUGAAGAAGAUGAUGAAAAUGAUGCUGAUUAUACUGAUGAAACCAUGGAUGAAGUUUCUGAACAAGAUUCAGAAGAUGAUAACAUGGAAACAGAAGACUACCAAGAUGGAAUUACUAAUGUUGAUGUACCAGAAGAAACAAUCAACCAAUUUAUUCAGAUUAAAAAUGAGAGUCAGUACGAGUACGUCAACGUCGGGUCAUUCAACUGUGAAAAGACCCAAAAUGUAUUAGCUCCACAAGAACUAAUUGAAAAAUAUGACAUUCUAUUCCUCCAAGAAUUGAAUGAGUCAAAUAUAAAAAUAAUCAAAAAACUUAACUUACCAACAACCUUGAUAUUUUCUGAAAAAACCGGAAUUAUCAUACACCACAAAAUCAACGGACUUAUCAAAGUCCACAAACAACAUGUGAUUGAUAUAGGAAUUCAACUACCUCCUUAUCUCAGUGAUGCAUUGGUUACGAUCAAUAAAAAGAAAUAUCACUUGAUCAAUACCUACUACCCAAUCGCAGACAAAUCAAAACAACAAAAGGCACUUACAACAUGCCUAUCCGAAAAUUUAACGAAAGAUAAACCCAUUAUAUGGGGUGGGGAUUUUAACCACAUUCUCUCGAAAACUCUAGAUAGGAGUUACGAGGGUGCAGACAAACCGGGAGAGGCUGGUUCGAGGAAACUAUCAUUAGAACUCUACCAUCAACUCCAACUCAAGGAUGUCUUCAGGUCACUAUUCCCAACACAAAAAAACCACAAGAAUAAUAACCCUCAUAACAACAGGAGAAUUGACAGGUUUCACAUCAGUGAAACAAUCGAUGUGGGGGAAUUCCACCAAGAAAAAUUAACAACAAUCAAAUCCACACAUGACCUUAUUGCAAUCACAGUUAAAAUAAGCAAUAAACCAAUUAUUGACAUGGGAAGACCUAGGUUUAUCAUCAGAGACAACCUUAUGGAAAACCCAUUGUUCAUUAAGGACAUUAUCAAAAAUAAACCAAAGAAUUGGAAACAACUUAAACAAACAAUUGCAAAACUAACCAAAACCAAACGAUACAAGAAAGUGGAGAAAGAAUUAGACUCGGACACCUUUGAUGACUUAAGAGUCAGAUUCGACGGCAAAACCAAACCAAAAAAUAAGGCAAUACUUAAAAUGGAAGACGUGGAUGGCUCUAUAGCCGAAACCACUGACGAAAUUCUAAUAAUUGCCAAGCAUUUCAUGGAAACAUUGUACAAAAAAUCUCCAAACAUACCCAACAACAUCACCCAUUAUUUAAAAGAAUUUACAACCAAAGUAACCAACGACGAAAGAGCCAAGUUAGAUGCUCCCAUCACAUUGAAUGAAUUAACAGAUGAACUAACAGGAAAAUCCGCCUCUUCUGCUCCAGGGGAGGAUGGAUUCAAUUUCCGGUUUAUCAAGAUAUGCUGGGAUGUGAUUGGACCCAUCUUGGUCAACGUAAGUGAAGAAAUUCAAAAUAGUGGAAAACUCCCCCAGGAGUUACAAAACAUCAUCAUCAACCUCAUUCCCAAAAAAGGUAAAUCAAACCACAUAAACAAUACCAGACCCAUAAGUAUAAUAGAUUGUGCCAUCAGAUUAAUUAGCCUGGUCUAUAAUAGUAGGUUUCAGAAAAUUCUCACAAAUUAUAUCAGUCCAAACCAACACGGAUUUUUAUCCGGCAGGACAAUCAGCGAUGCUUCUCAGAAAAUCCAAUUGGUAAUAGAUGAAAUGAACAAACACAAAAGAAAAAUUAGUGGGCCGGGGGCAAUCCUCGUGGAUAUGGCAAAAGCCUUUGCUUCAUUGGACCACCUGUAUCUCAAGCAGGUACUCAAAAAGUUCAAUUUGGGACCGAGGACAAUACUGUUUUGCAUGGCCAUAACAAGUGGACAUAAGGGACAAGUCCUGGUGAAUAACAAGACUUCUGAAGAAUUCAAGUUGGACAGAGGGGUAAGACAGGGAAAUCCAUUGUCACCUCUUUUGUUUAUACUUGCUUUAGAACCUUUGUUUUUUCAGUUGAACCGGAGAAUCCAAGGGAUCCACAUGGGGAAAAAGUCGCGGGUCACUCGGAGACACAUUCUCUAA
This is a messenger RNA of Candida dubliniensis CD36, 3273 nucleotides long. RefSeq lists its product as uncharacterized. The record is from RefSeq and is a predicted model, not a curated record. Lineage: Eukaryota; Fungi; Ascomycota; Pichiomycetes; Serinales; Debaryomycetaceae.